UCUGACCCCUCUGUUACUCGAUAGCCACGCGUUCGUCAAUUCUAACGCAAUACAAAAAGUAAAUAAAAAAACUGUUUCAUGUGUGAAACUCUAUUUAAAAUAAUUUAGAAAUACACUUAUAUUUAAUAACUUAUCACUAUCGAAUAUAAAAUAUAUUGUAAAAUUUAUCUAUAUCAAUUGUAAACUUGAACAUCGAAUUUCGUGUGUUGUAAAGUGUUAGAUUUACAUAUAAUUUUAAUUGCUAUUGUGGUGGGAUUAGAUUGAGUUUUAUUUGGCAAAAUGUGGUGGAUUCUUAGGCGUGCUAGGCUCACAGGAGCGUCCCUCUUCAGCCAAGCGUCGGGGACCAACAACAAUAAUAAUACAAAGACAGAAUCCCGACCGCCUCGGAAAAACUACAAUCAGCUGUCAUCGAAUGAGAAACUCGAUAACAGACAAACUGAAGACAUUCACAUCGAAGAUGCAGAAGUAGAUUCAGACGCGAGUAGUACCGACUUAGAUGACCGUGAAACACGGGGUGUGUGUCCGCCUUGUGCGCAUGACCGCUACAACAAUAAUAUUCGUCGACACGUCCACGAUGACUUCAGUGACGACACAGAUUAUGACGAGGCGCUAACGUGCAACGUGUGCGACCGCUCGUUCCCCACCCGCCGCCAGCUAGCCGACCAUCAACAGAAAAAGCGACAUUUCGGUUGCGGCGCGUGCGACAGUCUGUUCCCCUCGCUGAUGGCGUUGGAGCACCACAAGGAGGAGUUCCAGCACUGGAGCGACUCCUCAUACUGCUCGCACUCGGACUCCGAGGACAGCGAGCUGGAGGCGUGCCACGAGGACCGACACCGGCUGCUAUAAUGCCACCAUCUCAUUAUUGCCGGGGACAGGCCUACCAAGUUGGGCACUUUUGUUUGAACUCUUCACGAAUUUACACGUUUGGCAACCAGGUCUGCAAGCACAAACGUGCGGACUCGGUAUUUGAUUCGA
Galleria mellonella (greater wax moth) is the source of this 975-nucleotide messenger RNA. RefSeq lists its product as uncharacterized. The record is from RefSeq and is a predicted model, not a curated record. The transcript is spliced from 4 exons. NCBI's taxonomy places the organism in Eukaryota, Metazoa, Arthropoda, Insecta, Lepidoptera, Pyralidae. Bases 280 to 846 code for a protein of 188 amino acids.